Odobenus rosmarus divergens (Pacific walrus) is the source of this 858-nucleotide messenger RNA. RefSeq names its product cell division cycle 26 (gene CDC26). The transcript has 4 exons. Bases 344 to 601 code for a protein of 85 amino acids. NCBI's taxonomy places the organism in Eukaryota, Metazoa, Chordata, Mammalia, Carnivora, Odobenidae. Gene Ontology annotation, cellular component: anaphase-promoting complex. The record is from RefSeq and is a predicted model, not a curated record. Gene Ontology annotation, biological process: regulation of mitotic cell cycle; anaphase-promoting complex-dependent catabolic process; protein K11-linked ubiquitination.
GUAGUACGGAAGAGUCGUGGCGCGAAGAGUUGCGUGAACCGUGGAGCCUCUGAGAAAAGCACGCGGAAGACGAGGUUCUGCAGGAGAGAAUCUCAGAGCAGUCUGGGAAGUGUAGUCCAGUUCGCUUAGCAGAAGAUUCGCGGUGGGCGCCGGAGUUCCGGCAAAACGCUGAGCAGGCUUCAAAAGAGGCUGUGACUAUGCCUUUUAACUCUGGAGAGGGAGCAUAAGAAGUGUUUGUUUAAUGAAUGAAUGACCUAUCCAUUUAGGACCUGUUUAGACCCUGAGGAUAACCCUGUGAGUUGCUGAUAGUUCAUUGGGUCUGGCCUUCAGUGUUGAUCUCAGUAUGCUGCGGCGAAAACCAACCCGCCUGGAGCUGAAGCUUGAUGACAUUGAGGAGUUUGAGAGCAUUCGAAAGGAUUUGGAGACCCGUAAAAAACAAAAGGAAGAAGUGGACGUCGUAGGAAUCAGUGACGGAGAAGGUGCCAUUGGGCUCAGCAGUGACCCCAAGAGCCGGGAACAAAUGAUUAAUGAUCGAAUUGGUUAUAAACCCCAACCCAAGCCCAAUAAUCGUUCAUCUCAAUUUGGAAGUUUCGAAUUUUAGAGGCAGAUUAUCUGGAAUGCCAGAGCCCUGGAAUGGAGUAAAAUGCUGGCAGAAGUACAAACAAGAUUUAGAGAAUUGAGUGUUUGCAGUCAAGCAGAAUGUUUUACCUCCUGCAGAGAAACACUUCUGCAUGAGAUUACUGAUGCUUAACUUUUGCUCUAAGUGGAAAUCUAAACUCUAGUUUGUCUCUGGAAAAUUUGACUCUAUAAAACUUGUCUGAUUUUUGUUUUUAAAAAUAAAUAUAUUUUUGGAAAAGU